Molecule: messenger RNA, 6114 nt
Organism: Sycon ciliatum
Lineage: Eukaryota; Metazoa; Porifera; Calcarea; Leucosolenida; Sycettidae
Exons: 4
Coding region: 937-4269 (1110 amino acids)
Biological process (GO): regulation of DNA-templated transcription
Molecular function (GO): DNA binding; DNA-binding transcription factor activity, RNA polymerase II-specific
Source: RefSeq, a predicted model, not a curated record
GGCUGGCUGCCUGCGGUGCGGAGCAGGAAACAGUAGUUGCCCUUGCAGAUUGAGUGGCUGAUUUUCAUCAGGCAAGAAUUUGUCUCCUGGCUUAUCACCGUCACUGAGCAGCACACAAUCAGUUCGUCAUGAUGCGUUGUGAUCUAUGAGACAUGUUCAUAUCACAGUUUAACUUGCAACGCACAGGGUCCUGGGAGAAAGAUACAAUCUACAACAUGCUGACUCAGCAGUAUUGGGGAAUAGCAGGCGCUAACGUAGCAAGGCUUCACUGGAUGUUUAGUGACUUCCAGGGAGCAUCAAAAGAUACUAUGUCCACUAGCGACUGGCGCUUGAAACAGUGUCUGAAUUGAUGUAGAAUGUACAGAUAGGAGAAGAUUCUAUGUGUUGGUGUAGUUAGAACAUGUACACGGAUGCCACCUUAGCGUUUGGCCUACAGCACUGCUAGUACUAGGAAGACACAACAGUCUUGAACAGAGAGUUGCCUAGGACCUGCUGCUUAGCUCCCACCUCACUCUGGCCAGUCUGGGGGAAACUAGGGAACCUUGGCCUGCUAUUACUACCUGUCAUUGUCGGUCACAUUCACCUGAUCAGCCAUGUAGCCUGUGCCCUGGUGGCUGAUAGCAGGUGCUGACGUUACUAUUUUGCUAAUUGCUACUGGCUGCAGCUACUACUGUCAUUGGCUGCUACUGCUGGCCAUGUGUGGCGAUCCUUUAUAAGUACCGUUGUGAGAAGAUGCGUGCCUCAGAGCGUACAGGACAGGAAGAGCGACUUUAAAAUUCCUGACAGGUGUAUCUAGACGUGGUAGUGUAACACAAUGGUGUUACGGCUGCACUGUAUCCGCACUAUGUGUCUGCACGGUGUGUGCAUGUUUGGAACUUCCAGAUGUGAGAUGCUCAGUAGGUGAUUUGAAUACUCUCAGAGCCCCUGGGUGUGUGGAUGAGGGCUUGUGAUUUCCACACCUCAGCACACUCUCACCAGUAUCCAGUCGGUGCAUAUUGUUGGAUGGGAAGCAGGACUAGAUCAGAGCCGCUCUGGACAGCGGCAGGCACAGGUGGUACAGGGAACAUGAUGUACUUCCGAAACUCGGCUUGGGUGUCGCUAGCCUGCACGAACAGGAAAGAGCGGCAGCAGCAGCAGCAGCAGUGCAGUACGAACACCAGCUGUUCAGCACCGAGAAUCAGAGGUGAAUCACCUGGGAAGAGACACACAAUAAUGCAUGGACGUAGCGAUGGCAGGUUGGCAGAAAAUGAAUAUGGCGAAAGCCAGCCAAAUAUUAUCAAUGUGGAAUCUCCCGCAAGCGAUGUGCAAUCUUUCUCAUUGCCGCUGAACCAGUAUCAUAACGGUCCUAGUGGUAUGAACAAGCAGCCCACCAUGACUGCGCACACACCAUCACCAAGUGAGGGACUGCCGGCCAGCAAACGCGCAUCAUCAAGUGAAGACCUCUCCAACAGUAGUGCGGUUCCCGUCUUGGAACCAGCAGCAUCACCACAAUCAUCGCAACCGUUAAGAUUGUUAGAUAGUGGUAAUAUGGAGAGUGAAUUUAUUGCCAGCAGACAGCAUACAACCAUUCCCGUCUUGGAACCAGCAGCAUCACCACAAUCAUCGCAACCGUCAAGAUUAUUAGAUAGCGGUAAUAUAGAGAGUGAAUUUAUUGCCAGCAGACAGCAUACGACAAGUAGCGGCAGUGCGGAUAGUAGCAGUAACAGCGGCAGCAGCAGCAGCAGCAGUAGUAGCAGUGGCAGUAAUACAAGCGGCAGCAGUAGCAGUAGUAGCACUGACAAUGAAAGUGAUACGCGAACAUCUGACGCUAGAUUACACCACCCUCGUCAUUCCACUCACCCCAGUUCCGGGCAUCCUGUUCAUCCAUUGCACCAUACUCAUCGCACUCAUCCUGCUAAUCCCGGGGGUUAUCCAAGUAAUCCCGGUCAUCCUGCUAAUCCCGGGGGUUAUCCAAGUAAUCCCGGUCAUCCUGCUAAUCCCGGUCAUCCAAGUCAUCCCGGUUAUCCAGAUAAUCCCGGUCAUCCAAGUCAUCCAAGUCAUCCCGGUCAUCCUACUCGUCACACUAAUCCCGGUAUUCAUCCCAGUCAUCCCAGUAUUCAUCCUGGUCAUCACACUCAGCCUAGUUGUCCUGGUUGUCAUGUCAAAAAUGAGAUUCUGCAGAUAAAGGAAAAGCAAUUGGGAGAGCUUCGAAAUGAAAAUUCCGUCUUACAUGAGGCAUUGGCUUCAUGCCAGGCAGCGCUGGGGACUCAGCAUCGAGUAACGAAGCUAGUCCAGGAGCAGUCUAACUCUAACGGAGCAAUGUUGGAUAAUGCCAAGAAGAAUCUGGCGGAGCUCACCGCAACCAUGGAGGAGCUGCAAAGGGAGCGAGAUACACAAACGGGUGGAAAUGGAUCUCAAACAAGUCAACAUGGCUCCCCAAGCCUACAAGCGUCACCUCCUCAACUCAACGCUGGGAGAACAAAACGACUGCCUUCCAGUGCUGAGGUGCGCAUUAGGACGCAUCCAUAUCCAGCAUUACGGGCGGCUUACCAGCAACUUCCGUUCGCUCUUUCAGCAUCCACACCAACAAGACAUCAUCUGCCAGAGCGAAUCAGCACACCACCGCCACUGCAAGCCAUUAACUAUGAGAGUGAAGACGAUCACAGUCAUAUGUAUUCUAAAGUGGAAGCUGUGUCUCCACCGUCACAGGCGCGCCGAGCACCAAUCGCCAUGCCGUUGUCAAUUCCAUCACCACCAGCAGCUCCCCGACCGCGAUUGUCAGUGGUGCCAUCCGCUACCAUGGAUUAUUGCGAACGUGUUAGCCCAGUGCAUGCCAUUGACGAGGUUCCACUGGAAGAUGAAAGAGAGCUGCGUGAGUUUGCUGCAAAGUUCAAGGACAGGCGUAUAUCACUGCGUCUAACGCAAGUCCAAGUUGGUCAGACUAUCGGUCAAAUGGGCAUGCCAGACUUUGCUCAGAGCACUAUUUCUCGUUUCGAAAAACUGACGCUGAGCUACGAGAAUGCGAUGAAGUUGCGUCCUUACAUUGAAAAGUGGAUGUCGCUAAGCGACCAUGAGGCAUUGUCAAUUUGUUCUCCUGCAACCGCUGCCAUUAGCUCAUCAGCCGCCAGUGGCCGAGUCAAUGCUGAAAAUAACAAUCCUGCCGCCAAUAGAAGUGACAUGGACAUGGCACAGUCCAGUGUUGUCGCCACUGCUGUUGCUCCACAAGAUCUGCAGCCUGCUGGCAGCAUUGCGUAUCAAGUUCAGCCCAAGAAUUUCAUCCCCGUGUCGGCUGCUACACGUGUUUAUGCCAUGCCAGUUCAGGCUGCCCAUGACCCAGAGUCCCAUCAUGGUCAGCUCCAUCGCCACCAGCAGAAGUACCAGCAACAGAAGGAACACCAGCAGAAGGAAAAGCAGCAUCAACACCACCGGCAGCAACACCAGCAGUACCCACACCCAGUUCACAACUCUCGCGUAGCAGCAGCAGCACAUCAACCGGUUUUAAUGGAAGGCAUGCAUAUGGCAGCUUCAGGAUACAGCACAGACUACGCAAAGGCCUAUCAUCAACCGCAGAACCCUCAUUCCCAUCAUGCACAGCCCAGUACUAGCAAUCCUCACCCCGUCACCUAUUAUGGCUCUGGACAAGGCGUGCUGACGGCUUAUGGGCAUUCAGCUCUCAUGACUCCAGUGGAUAUCCGGACACCAUCAAAUAGCAUGCUGAUGAUACCAGCUCUUCGCAAAAGAAAGCGUCGUCUCGUGCUGGAUCAAGACAAAAGAAAAUAUUUGGAGGAGAGCUUCAGAACGCAGCCAAGACCAUCGCCGGAAGAUCUCGGCCGAAUUGCUCACAUGCUCAAUCUGGAGAAGGAGGAGGUUCGAGUGUGGUUCUGCAAUCGACGUCAGAAGGAGAAACGACUUACAGGGGCCGGCCCUGAAAGCAGGCAAUCUGCCCAUAUGGAUCUCGAGUCGUAUGAUGGUAAUGUUGGAGGAGAUGGAGCUGGAGAUGUUGAAAAUACACAAGCCCUGUCCGGUCACAGCUACGAUACACACCACUCUCCUGAGGCACAUGAGGUUGGAGUGAAUGAGGUUGAUCUGAACAGCAAUCAUGACAUUGACCAGGAUGACUACUAUGACCAACUAGUCCAAGUGCAGUCCCCACCUGGUGGUGCUGGCCAGGUUGGAGUUGCUUCCAGUGGCCUAGCACAGCAUACACACGUCCGCAAUCAACGCCACGCUGACCAACUGGCCAGAGAAAUACCUGGUGCUGAGGAAAGCCAUCCCUAUGGGUGCCUAUAAGUCAUGUAUAUAGCUGAGGUUAAAAUGAUGUAGGCUUGUACUUCCUUGGAUCGCAAAAAGUAUUGGCUAUCCGACUCAAAGAGAAAAAUAACUUGAAAAGUAUGCUUAUCGCCUCCCGGGCAAUUUCCAUCUACUGUAAAUCAACUAAUUUUCGCUGGCGAUUUAAUUUCGCUGAUAUCGCCGCUUGGUGCCAACCGGCCAAAGUAAAUCGCAGGCUAAAGUUUGCUCUAGAGUAAAAGAUGCUAGAUUGAACCCCAAUCGGCCAAAGUUUGUUCACGGCCAAAUGUUUCAUUUCGAGAUCGGCCAAAGUUUCUCACCGGCCAAAAUUUGUUGAUUUACAGUACCUGUUUCUGGCUAGUAUCAGUUCUAUCACACUUAUCAAUCUUCCUUAUUGGCGUCACGCCAUCGUGGAGUAUAAUAAUAAUAAUAAUAAUAAUAAUAAUGGACUCGGAUGGAGAGCCAAGGAUUAAUUUAUACAAAAGAGAAAGGACCAAGGAACUACAAGUUACGCUAUUGUCCACUAACACCACCAGUUACUAAAUGAUCAGCUCAUGCGAUAACAUUAUGUUAUGUCCUUACAAAACGAUCAAAAACUCUAAGGACAUCAUCGUGAAAGCCGAUCCCCGCUUUCAUGUUCACACCUGCCUGUUGCCUACUACCCUCCUGGCACUUCUACUGUCUCGCCAUGGCCCGCACCAGCUUUCUCCUCAUACCUCACACCAGAUUUAGCGCUAAAUUUGAUUAUGCUUGUGGCCCUAUGUGUUUAUAAGCAUACUGUUGGGUACACCCGAGUAUCAGCUGUCUGAUGAUUGCCUAACGGCAUGAAACUCAGAGUUACAACCAACCUGAACAUCCUCCGCUGAGUCUGCUAUGUUAUGUGCUCAUGUUAUUUCUAUAACAUUUUUUCGCCGUAUGGUUCGUGACGGCUCAUCAGGUGUGCAAUUUGAAACUCGGGUAUUGAGCCAAUAAUAAAAGUAGAAAGGAAAAGGACAUAUGGAAACGAGUUAAGAGUAUCAAUCGCUAUAGAUCUAUGUCUGGCUUUCUGUCCUUUUCAAGUAAAUCGGCUCUUGUUUGGAAUUAUUUACCAGAGGACCUGCACUACUAUCGCUGAUUUCCGCGUCAAUUUGGCUAAAAGACAGCUUAAUGAUAGCUUGCAUGCCGUCCUACCGGUAGGACCCAAGAAAUCGCGCUGCAAAAGUGCUUUUGGUUGAGAAAUUUCUUGAAACAAUUGUUGAGAUGAGGUCUUUGUCAGGCAAAGUAAUGGCGCAAAAUGCAAGACUGUCCAGUGCAUUGCAUAGGCGCAAUUUUAUCAAUUGUCAAAAUGGCCGCACAUACUCCUGUCGGAACGCUAGCAACUCUGUCCAAAGUGAAUUUUGACCAUGACACAUCAAUCGUGGUGAGGUACUAAUGUUUUUAUUUGUCAGCCAAGGCAGUGGAAUGCAUAAUUCCAUACACCGUUUCCAUGGUUACCAUUUGCUGUUACCAUGGAAUUUCGUACUAUGCCUUGUGCGAUCACGUCUAAAAUUUGUGGACUCCUUCAUUAGCCCCUGAGCAACAGUUUAGGGUCAGGUUUUAGGUCAAUGUUAGAACAGAGGCCAUGCAGCAUGUCUGUGUAUGAUAGUCCUACCGGUAGGUCCUACCGGUAGGACCGAGGUCUAUGCAAGCUAUCAUUAACUCUUAAUCAUUGUUUUGAUUUGCUUUCAAGCAAUGUGCAUAAUCAGUAAAUUGAUGUUGCUGUUUUUUGUUUUGCUUUUUGGUUUCCCGUUCUCGGGGCCUUCUAUUCGUUUUUUUCCGGCCUCUUUUCCGGGCAAAUUAACACAAUGGUUUAAAAUGCAAUAAAUCAUA